This is a messenger RNA of Protomyces lactucae-debilis, 1076 nucleotides long. RefSeq lists its product as uncharacterized. The record is from RefSeq and is a predicted model, not a curated record. The coding region runs from base 482 to 991 and encodes 169 amino acids. NCBI's taxonomy places the organism in Eukaryota, Fungi, Ascomycota, Taphrinomycetes, Taphrinales, Protomycetaceae. The transcript has a single exon.
ACAAGUACUGUUACUCUUACAUGUACAUAUAUGCUUUGGCAUAGAAACAGCUCUUAGACUUCAGCUUUGGCACGCUACGCGCUACGCGGGGCAAAGUUUCGUAUGCCAUCUUGACCACCUCCUCAGUCAAUGACCAACGGUGAUGCAGGCGUGUUUGACGCCAGAAUAGCAAACCAAUUCGUCUUCACGGACGAUGUUGCAGUCCAAAUCCAGGCUACCAGAUCGACCCGCUACCUCGUCUUUGCUUCUUGCCGGUGGCUUCUUGCCGAACGUGGCCGAAUGCUGCCGGGAUUCACAACAUCCGUUCCGAUGUGUCAUCUUCUUAACGCGCGGGAUGCUACACUCUCCACAGCGCGAGCACAUGGAGUUCCCUGCGACUUUGACCGUCACUCACCAUGUAUAAAGGCCCUUCAUUGCGCCAUCAUCUUGAGCUCUGUACCUAUUCUGCGACCUAUUGGACACCGAACAACAUCAGAACUAAAUGACGCCUCAGACUUCUUUGCAAAAGCCUAGCCAUGUGAAAGCAAUCUUCUGUUCGAUCCUCUUGGCCCUUGAGCCGUUGCAUAACACUGGCUUCCAGGCUUCAGCGCAGUCCCUAGCUACUACUCAUGGCUCAGUCUCGUGGCUUACACUCAUUAAACCAUACUCCACCACGCAGCCAAGGGGAUGUCCAUUCACCAUCAUCUCAAAGUCAUUCAAGCAAGGAGACGAUCUGGACAGCAUAAUUCCGUCUACCCGUGACAAACAGGGAAACUGUAUGCUCAUCAGCAACCAAGGCAAAAGCGGCGCACCAAGGUAUCCCGGUUGCGACAGCAGCUGGUUCACGACAAGGUUUACGAUAUUUUUCGCAACUCGCGAAGAUGAUGGUGUGUUGUGUCUGCCCGAUCCUGUCCGUCAACCUAUUCCAACGAAGUUCUGGCGACCUGCAAACGACCUUCUUCAGUGCAAAAUGUACUGGGACGACAAGGGACAAUUGAGCUGCGGGUUGUAAACAUGAGCUUUGCUCGAAUUUAAUCAGUAUCCUUAUCAUUCCAUACCUAAGUAGCUAUAUCCUCCAAGUGUACUGUAACAGCUUC